AUGCUAAACGAUCUCCCUUCCCACAUACUACUUAGAAUUUAUCAACUGCUUGAGCCAAAGGAGCUCAAAUUAUUAAGAGCUGUGCAGCGACGAGAUUAUAAUUUUAUCACUAAGUAUCGUAAAUGUUUGCGAAGGACAUCUGUGAUGAUUCGCUUACGAGCUGAAGAACAUGGACUUGUAAUUGAUGUGUAUAAAGCUCAGUUUUCAUUGGAUAAGCCGAGGCGUUUCGCAAUACUCUCGUCAGAAUUAGACGAGCUAUGGCGAUUCAAAGAAUUGGCAGUGAAAGGGUUGAUACUGGAAAGUGCGGCAGACGGAGAAAUUCCUUUGUUGUUCCAAGCUGCUUCGUUAUUACCCCUAGACACAGAAUGUUCAUUGACGUUCAAAUCACUUUGCUUCUCCGAUUCUAACAUAAGCGAACUUCUACGGUUGCUUGGGCAGAUUCAGUCUAUACCGCUGCUAAAGCUGCACAUCAUACCAGAAGAUAUCAGCGCACUAGGCAUUAGCUACGCGGUAGUAGCAUGA
This is a messenger RNA of Strongylus vulgaris, 522 nucleotides long. Lineage: Eukaryota; Metazoa; Nematoda; Chromadorea; Rhabditida; Strongylidae. The record is from the annotation of a GenBank genome assembly.